AUGGAAAACUUGGCUAGCCACUGUGUUUCUGCGACGAUGACGCCGCAUCAAAACGGCGACUUGCACGAUGAAUGCCCUAACCGCAGCACCGAUGCAAUACUCGACGGAUAUCUUCCUCGAUCUGCCCUGUCUAAAAUUCGACCGCAUCUCCCCAUGAGAGGAGAGAUCGCUCUUCACGUCCCGUCAGCUGCCCCCAAUCCCCCAUCUCAUGCUUCCGAGCAGCACAUGACUUCAACUGCCACAAAAGCUGAACAGGUGCUUACGCUGAAGGGGUCCAAGGUCUUCACCCCCAUGAGGGCACUUCAGAACUUGGAGAAGGUAGCGCAGAAAAGCGUUGCUGGGCUGGGUUGGUCGCACCAGAGUCUAUCUCACAAGUUCUCGAACAACUACCGUGGGCAGCAUACGGACAAGAAUGCCGGACGUGAAGACCUACCUGACGAGCUCAACUGCUCCCUCUGGCUGACGAAUCUCCCGGCGGACCUCAGCUAUCCCGAGCUCAUCACGGCGAUUGGCGCCCGCGGCCGUGUGUACGGUACCUUUAUCAAUUACCCCGACAACAAGCAAUUCCGUACAGCGGCCGCCAAGGUCGUAUUCUUCACGCAUGAACCCGCGCAGCGACUCAAGGCCGAAUCAUGGUCUCGUGGGUUCUAUAUCCGCGACCACCGCGUACGCAUCUCUUACAACCGCAUCAAGAGCGCCACGCAGCCGACCUCACGGCAGAAGAACUCGCGCGUGCUGCUUAUUACUGGCCGUGUCGAUUUCGUCAACAUUGAAAGCAUCCGUGCCUGGCUCAACGAGCGAAUCAUUUGGCAAGAAGAUAGGGCCAUUGAGCUCAUCAGGGCCAAAGACCGCGCAGUCGUCGAGUGGCGAUUCUGCAGCUACCGCAACCAGGCCGAAAUGGCCAAACUAGCACUCGAGAAGGAGCGUCCAACAGGAUUUGAGAUGGUCGAGUUCGGCGAGGAUCCGUGCGAAAAGGGCGAUACAAUGGCCUCAUACGGUGUUGCUGCCGAGAGGAUCAUGGGCGCAGCAUCAUAUUAG
Drechmeria coniospora is the source of this 1038-nucleotide messenger RNA. RefSeq lists its product as uncharacterized. The transcript has a single exon. The record is from RefSeq and is a predicted model, not a curated record. Gene Ontology annotation, molecular function: nucleic acid binding. NCBI's taxonomy places the organism in Eukaryota, Fungi, Ascomycota, Sordariomycetes, Hypocreales, Ophiocordycipitaceae. Bases 1 to 1038 code for a protein of 345 amino acids.